Molecule: messenger RNA, 471 nt
Organism: Pseudovirgaria hyperparasitica
Lineage: Eukaryota; Fungi; Ascomycota; Dothideomycetes; Acrospermales; Acrospermaceae
Exons: 2
Coding region: 1-471 (156 amino acids)
Source: RefSeq, a predicted model, not a curated record
AUGUCUCUGAUUACCCCCAAAGAACUUGUAGCUCACAUCGAAGCUUUCACGAAGAAUCAGGCUGGGCUGCGAGAUGUCCCAAAGCUAUGCUCUUGCCUUUAUAGUGCAAGUACCGUGCUGAAUCGGGGUAUUGAGCAGACAGCCGAUAUACUCGCGCGUGUCACUUGUAUCCAGACAUUCGUAGAGACUGAGGAUCACACUGGACAGCCUACAGAGCAUGCAGACGUCGAUGUAGCCUGGCAUCUCAAACUCUUCCCGCUUCUUGAAAGUCAAUCAUUACCUUGGAAGCCAUAUGAGCCUGCUCAGGUAACAAGGGUCGAUAGAUUGCAUUUUGGUGGGUCACAGAGGUCUGGCCACUCGGGUCGCAAGCCAAUAAUUCCCGCAGGUUGCAUUCUCAUCGGUCUAAUAGUACACGGCGCAGUAAAAGAAGAAAGUGCGAAUCAAUUUGCGCUAAAGCCUUCAUUUGCUUAA